Molecule: messenger RNA, 1044 nt
Organism: Clonostachys rhizophaga
Lineage: Eukaryota; Fungi; Ascomycota; Sordariomycetes; Hypocreales; Bionectriaceae
Source: the annotation of a GenBank genome assembly
AUGAAUUUCGGCUCUGAUAACUUUGCCGGUGCGCACCCGGAUAUUGCAGCCAACCUUUCAGCACACGCAACGGGCUAUGCUGUGCCCUACGGAACCUCCGACUUUGACCAGGCAGUACAGCAACGCCUGGGCGAGGUUUUCGAGCGCCCGCUCGCAGCCUUCUAUGUCGCGACAGGCACUGCUGCCAACUCACUGGCUCUCACCUCGGUCGCGAAGCCCGGUGGUGUGGUUCUAGCCCAUCACGAGGCUCAUAUUAUCGUGGAUGAGUGCGGUGCGCCCGAGUAUCUCUCAGGUCAACUACGAAUGGUUCCCGUCGAUGGACCUGAUGGGAAGAUGGACAUUGCGGCCCUGCGUAGGCAGGCUGAGAGGAUAGCUCGACUGGAUGUGCAUGGUGGGCGUCUCAGCGCCAUUUCUGUCACGCAACCUACAGAGAGCGGAACUGUCUACUCCCUCGAGGAGCUGGAUGCGAUCUCUGCCAUCGCCAAGCAGUACAAUGUGCCUCUGCACAUGGACGGAGCGCGGUUCGCCAACGGGCUCGUCUCCGUAGGGUGCCGACCUGCCGAUAUGACUUGGAAGAGAGGAGUUGAUAUUCUCUCCUUUGGCGGAACCAAGAAUGGGUGUUGGUGCGCAGAAGCCGUUAUCCUUUUCGAUCCAGCUAAAGCGCAUGAGUUCUCCUUUAUUCAGAAAAGGGCGGCCCAGCUGUUUUCAAAGUCGCGAUUUGUCUCUGCGCAAUUCGAGGCUUACCUACGAGACGAGUUAUGGCUCAAGCUUGCGCUGCAUGCAAACCGGACUGCUGCUGACCUGGCGGCGGUGCUUGAUCGGUCAGGAUCUGCCCGCCUCUUAAGGAGGCCGCAAACCAACGAGGUCUUUGCAGUGCUAAAGAAGAGGCUGGUGGAAGAGCUGGAACUGGCACAAGUCGUAUUCUUUGAGUGGCCGGUAUCACCAGAUUUACGCUUGAGUAGCGAUGAACAGCUCUGCCGGUUUGUGACUUCAUUUGCAACAAGAGAUGAAGACUUGACACGUUUCGGGGGUUUAAUUAAUUAA